AAAACGACUCAGCGGGUCGGCUCGAUGAACUCGAUGAAUGAAUCAUGAGCCUAGGCCAUUUCGAGAUUCUAGUGCGGCGCGCCCACUUACACGUCACUCUUUCUCCAUCAACACCAUCACUUUUUGGCAUCUAGCCGUCACGUUUCUCUGCGCGCCCCUGCGUCACGACCCUUUUUUGGGCCGCCAAUAUGGAGCUCCGGUGGCUCGCUACGCUGGUCGACAAGUCCACAUUCCCCACACGCGCAACCGUCCGUUGGCCGCGCCCAAAAUCGCUGUGGGUUACAACAGAUGCUGCAUCACGAUUCGUGCUGGCGACAUGUCCUGCAGACUCAGGCAGCUAACUUGGCAAUGGGCCAAUUGUAGCCAAUGCCUCCACGACCAGAACCCACCUCUCGGGCUCAAAUUCUCUCAAAUUCAGCGAACGAUGUGUUCCUACGUGGUCCAAUAGCGAGCACAGGCCAAGCUCGUCUUCCCAACAUGAGUCGGUGUGUUGCCAACGUGAGGCUGGCUAGGGUGGCAGAGCCACUUUGAAUUUCGACAAGUCGCGCGACACUUGGUUGCGUAUCUCAGCUUCUUUACCGGAACCUGUCUUGUGACGUUGUCCUGCACCUCUGCUUCGUCAAUUGGAGCGCUCUGUUUCAACCUACUGCCAUCGAGCCACGCACAAC
Macroventuria anomochaeta is the source of this 668-nucleotide messenger RNA. RefSeq lists its product as uncharacterized. The coding region runs from base 38 to 448 and encodes 136 amino acids. The transcript has a single exon. The record is from RefSeq and is a predicted model, not a curated record. Lineage: Eukaryota; Fungi; Ascomycota; Dothideomycetes; Pleosporales; Didymellaceae.